Molecule: messenger RNA, 2392 nt
Organism: Aplosporella prunicola CBS 121167
Lineage: Eukaryota; Fungi; Ascomycota; Dothideomycetes; Botryosphaeriales; Aplosporellaceae
Exons: 4
Coding region: 494-2179 (561 amino acids)
Source: RefSeq, a predicted model, not a curated record
UUUCUCUAUACUUACGGACCACUAGGCAUGGCUUUGGUACGAAGCGGCUUCACGGAACAGGGUCUUGACCACUAAGGAUCCUUGAAGACAAUGAAACCUCUCAGCUGAUUUCUGAAGCAAAUUCAUUGGCCUGGAAGAGAGACAACCGUGCCAUGUUCAUUUAUCAUUAUGGAUCUUCAUCCGACAUGGUGCUUGCAGCUUCCGUGUCCUUUUUGGCCUAUCAAAUUUCUCUUUUAACUAAUGGAGUAUAGCCUUGUUCAACAGGGUGCAAUAUCGCCUGGAUAAAUUUGACUGUCAGUCACCUUGGAUACAGGUAGCAUCUGACAGUGUCAAGUAUAAAAAUAAGUCCUUUAGUCGUUGCAGCAACCCAAACUGACCGUCCCCUCUCCCCUCUUGCUUCUGACUCAGAGCAAGCCUAAGCGGAAAAUGGUGAAGAAUCUCUAGCCAGUUACCAUUCUGUCUGGAUUCCUUGUACAUCUCGUGAAUUUAUAACAUGUUUUUGUUGCUCAGAUUUGUAUAUGUGUUAACGAGUAGACAGGAGAGCGGAAAGACAACGCUCUUGAAGCACAUACGCCAAUCGAAUAAUCAUGGCCUCAAGAUCGCAGUUAUUGUCAAUGAUAUGGCGGAGGUCAAUGUGGACGGCGCCCAUGUGGCGCGUGUCUCUGAAAAACAAGACAAAGGCAACCUCGUGCAAAUGCAGAACGGAUGUAUCUGCUGUACUUUGCGAGGGGUCUUCCUUGUCGAGCUUGCCAACAUGGCUUUGGGAAACAAAUUCGAUUACGUCCUGAUUGAGAGCAGCGGGAUCAGCGAACCUCAGCAAGUAGCUGAGACUUUUACUGCCGCGCUCACUGCUCAGAUGCUGGAUAUCCCUGAAGAAAUCCCGUUGGAGGAUAAAAGAAUUAUAAAGAAAAUUGCUAGAGAAGGCAGACUUGAAAAGAUCGCUAAGAUUGAUACCAUGGUCACCGUUGUCGACGCUUUCCGGUACUUCGCUGAGUUCAACACUGGAGAGUUUCUUACGGACCGCUAUGAUCGCGAAAAAGUGCCACCAGAAGAUGAGAGAACCAUUUCUGAUCUAAUGGCCGAUCAGAUUGAGUUCGCCAACGUCAUCAUUAUCAACAAGAUCGACAUGGUUGAUGCUGAGACUUUGAGGCGUGUGCGUACUACCAUUGCAACACUUAACCCAAAGGCCAAGGUAUUGGAGGCAACGCACACGAAGGUUGACGUAAAGGAGAUUGUGGGUACAAACAUGUUCAACUUCGAGGAGGCCCAGAUCAUGUCUGGAUGGCUGGCAAGUCUCCAUGAAAUGAGCGUGAUUGAUUUCAACGGUAAGAAGGUCAAAGAACCAAAGCCGGAGGCAUUGGAGUAUGGGAUCAAUAGCUUUGUCUAUUGUGCUCGCAAGCCGUUUGAUCCCAUGAAGCUCUACAAAGCUCUUGCUGGGAAAUUUGUCCUUAUCCAGCCCGAAGAGGAAGAAGACGAGGAUGAAAACGGCGAACUUGAAGAAAUGGAGAAUGAGGAGGGUGAGGAGGAGGAAGAAGAAGAAGAGGAGGAGGAGGAGGAAUGUGGAGAAGAAGUCGAAACCAUUACAGAGGUCGAUGACCUAAUGCCAGAGCGUAAAGAUUCCAAGGGCCAGGAGAUGGCCGAUGAGAUGGAAGAAUACCUCAAGAAUGUCUCAUCUGACCCAAAAGCCAUCAUUGCAAACAAGGCCAAAGAUCCUGUCCUUGGGCCACUCCUCAGGUCAAAAGGUUGGCUAUGGUUCGCGACGCGGCCCCGCGAGGCUGGUUCAUGGAAUACCUCAGGUGCCAUGCUUCGUGUUGAGGCGAAGCAGGUCUGGUACUGCGAACAGGACGAGGAGGAAUGGGGAGCAGGCGAAGAGAUCAAGGCACUCGUUCGGAAAGACUUUGAGGGCGACUGGGGCGAUCGGAGACAGGAGAUUGUCUUCAUCGGUGAGAGUGUGGACAAGAAGCGCAUCAGCGAGUUGCUCGACUCUUGUUUGAUAUGCGACGCUGAGAUGAAAAAGUGGGAAAAAAUCAUGAAGCGCAAAACCUGGAGCCUGGAAAAGAAGAUAGAACAGCUUCAGGAGCUUUGGGAUGAUUCGUACUGGGCCGAAUGGAUCGAGUCUGAAAGCCAAGACUAUGACCACGGCGAAGGGCAUAGCCAUGAUCACAAUGGCCACCACUAAAGAUCUUAGUUCGCCAGCCGAAGGAUUGUGUCGAACAAUCUCAUUAAAUUGAGAGGAGCUUGCUCCGACACCCCUUGGUUUUCAAGUUGUCGUUCCAAGUAGCGUUCAGCAUGGCUCGCAAAGCUUCAAAGAGCAUAUUCUUUCACCGCACAAGAUUGAAUCGCCCUUGGUGAGCGUACAUACCUCCAUUGCAUUGGAAAUAGCAUAGCACGC